Hibiscus syriacus is the source of this 1443-nucleotide messenger RNA. RefSeq names its product serine/threonine-protein phosphatase PP1 isozyme 4-like. The record is from RefSeq and is a predicted model, not a curated record. NCBI's taxonomy places the organism in Eukaryota, Viridiplantae, Streptophyta, Magnoliopsida, Malvales, Malvaceae. Gene Ontology annotation, molecular function: protein serine/threonine phosphatase activity. Gene Ontology annotation, cellular component: nucleus; cytoplasm. The transcript has 4 exons. The coding region runs from base 146 to 1102 and encodes 318 amino acids.
UCGGGAAAAUACUUUUUGAAUAUUUUUUCUCCAUUCUCUGAAACUCGUUUACCCUCCAAGGCUCAACCAAAAGGAAGUCAUUUUCUAGCGCUUUUGAGCUUUUUAGGGUUUUGUUAAAUCGGGAACGUUGAAGGAAGAUUAUCUAAUGGCGACGGACGCACACGGCCAAACGGCGAAGACGAUGAUGGACCCCGCGCUGCUAGAUGAUAUAAUCAGACGGCUUACGGAAGUCCGAUUAUCCAGGCCAGGCAAACAAGUGCAACUUUCUGAGUCUGAGAUCAAGCAUCUUUGUCUUGCCUCCAAAGAUAUCUUCCUUCAACAGCCCAAUUUGCUUGAACUCGAAGCCCCCAUCAAAAUUUGCGGUGACAUACAUGGACAAUUUAGUGAUUUACUAAGGCUCUUCGAGUAUGGGGGGUUUCCGCCUCAUGCUAAUUAUCUAUUUCUAGGCGACUAUGUGGAUCGUGGCAAGCAGAGUUUGGAAACAAUAUGUCUUCUACUUGCUUAUAAGAUUAAGUAUCCAGAGAACUUUUUCCUAUUGCGAGGAAACCAUGAAUGUGCAUCUAUUAAUCGGAUAUAUGGGUUUUAUGAUGAAUGCAAACGAAGGUUUAAUGUGAGGCUUUGGAAAAGCUUUACUGAUUGUUUUAACUGCCUUCCUGUUGCGGCUCUUAUAGAUGACAAAAUAUUGUGUAUGCAUGGUGGUCUUUCCCCGGAUUUGGUGAACCUAGAUGAAAUUAGAAAUUUGUUUCGUCCAACUAUCAUUCCUGACACUGGCUUGCUGUGUGAUUUGCUCUGGUCUGAUCCUAAUAGAGAUGUUAGAGGAUGGGGAAUGAAUGACAGAGGAGUUUCUUUCACUUUUGGGGCAGACAAGGUGGCAGAAUUCUUAGGGAAACAUGAUUUAGAUCUUGUCUGUCGUGCGCAUCAGGUUGUGGAGGAUGGUUAUGAAUUCUUUGCCGAUAGGCAACUUGUUACAAUAUUUUCAGCACCUAACUACUGUGGUGAAUUUGAUAAUGCCGGUGCAAUGAUGAGUGUCGAUGAAAACUUGACGUGUUCUUUCCAGAUUCUCAAGCCAGCUGAGAAAAAAAGCAAAGUUCAUGUCCACUAAAAUGUGAUGAUUGCAGCUAUCAUUGUAUAGCGGCUUACAAUUCGCGACAAAAAUAUCCUGUUUAUAUCUUUCCUUGCCAACAAUGGUUGAAUCUGAAAAUCAGUGGCUUCAGAACUUCAGGUAGUGAAGAUGCAAAGUGACCUCUUCAUGGAUACAUUUUGUAUGGUAAAAAAACUUCACUAGUCUUGUGUAGAGUUAGCAUAAGUGAACCCCUGCAACCCGGUUUAUCGUUUUUAUUUAUAGCAGUCAAUCUGUGUAUAUGUAGAUGAUAUAUCCGGUCUGGCAGUUUGUAGUUGUGGUUUUGAGUUGUUGGAAUGAAAAGAUUGCCUGCUUGUGUCUUC